CAAAAGAGAGAAUCAAGAAAACUAAAUAAUGAAUUAGACCAGAAAGGCUCGCUCCGAUUACCCUUAUCAGUACUCUGUAGUCAAUUAGCAGGUGAAGAAACGAGAUAGUGAGGAAACAAACUAAACAAAGGCAGAAGAGAACAGGUAUCAUAUCAACAGACAAGGAACUGAAAAGAUUAAGGAAAAAUGAAGCUCAAAGUAUAUGCUGAUCGGAUGUCGCAGCCAUCUCGUGCUGUCAUCAUCUUCUGCAAGGUAAAUGGUAUAGAAUAUGAGGAGAUCAAAGUAGACGUCUCAAAGCGUCAGCAUUUAACUCCUGAAUUCGCAGAUAUAAAUCCUAUGAAAAAGGUGCCAGCCAUUGUUGAUGGAAGAUUUAAGUUGUUUGAGAGCCAUGCCAUUCUUAUCUAUCUUGCCUGUGCAUUUCCUGGAGUUGCGGAUCAUUGGUAUCCUGCUGAUCUUUUCAAGCGAAGUAAGAUUCACUCAGUGUUGGACUGGCAUCACUCAAACUUACGUCAUGGUGCAGUUACAUAUGUUCUGAAUACUACACUAGCACCUGCUCUUGGCCUUCCGUUGAAUCCACAAGCAGCUGCUGAAGCUGAGAAACUUCUGUCCUCUUCUCUGUCAAAGAUAGAGUCCAUUUGGCUCAAGGGUAGUGGACUUUUCCUGCUGGGUGGGAACCAACCAACCAUAGCAGAUCUUAGCCUUGUUUGUGAAUUAAUGCAACUUGAGGUUUUGGAGGAGAAGGAUCGCACUAGGUUACUGGGCCCACACAAGAAAGUUCAGCAGUGGAUUGAGAAUACAAGAAAUGCUACGAGACCUCACUUUGAUGAAGUGCAUAAGGUAAUCUUCAAAGUCAAAGAAAAACUACAAGUUCAGCGACUAAAGGGAGCAUCAAAUGAUGGAACGGAAUCUAGCAUGAAAAAGCCAUUACUCUCUAAAAUGUGAUGAGCAAAAACUGCAUUACUUGUUUUUAUCACAGGAUCUUGUGGUGUUGAGUUUCUUUAUAAAAUAGAGGCUACAAUCUUUGUAUAAUAAGCAACUAUUAGCACAUAAAUCAUAUACGUGUGCUACAUAAUGGUUUAUGUUGCAAGUUCCGUAAUUAGAUUUUUUGUCAACUGUAGUAACACUGUAACAGGUUCUCUCCGUUACUCUUGGAUCACAGUGGCAGACGUUAAAAUUUCAUUCA
Messenger RNA from Theobroma umbraticum, 1183 nucleotides. RefSeq names its product glutathione S-transferase T1-like. Lineage: Eukaryota; Viridiplantae; Streptophyta; Magnoliopsida; Malvales; Malvaceae. The record is from RefSeq and is a predicted model, not a curated record.